Molecule: messenger RNA, 711 nt
Organism: Nematocida parisii ERTm1
Lineage: Eukaryota; Fungi; Microsporidia
Exons: 1
Coding region: 1-696 (231 amino acids)
Source: RefSeq, a predicted model, not a curated record
AUGGCUUUACAAAUCGCAAAACUAGAAUCAUUAAAGCUGUCCCCAGAGAAUACUCUACAGCAUAAUUAUACCACAGACAAAAAGACCAUGGAUAUCUUAUGGAGAGACAUACAAGUACUUUCAAAUGACAGAAGGUAUACUGCAGCGUAUAAAUGCACAACUGCACUUAUGAAUCUAGCACAUAAAUCCAAGAAACAAGAAUUAUUCAAAAGAUGUCUCUUAAUCCUUGCCAGACUUUCUGUACUUCUUUCAUAUUCUCAUGCAGAGUCUUUAUACAAAGAUCUUAUAAAGGAAGUAUACACAGAUAUUUUUGUGUAUAAUGGUGUAUACGCGUACUCAAUAGAUCUAUUUAAAAUUGCAAGUAUAACAGAAGAUCCGUACAAUUUUAUAUUCAAUGAGUAUCUGCUAAACAUAAGAAAGUCAAAGAAUAAAGACAAAGAAGAAAUUCUAUUCUAUACGCUCAUACAAGUGCACAUCACAGGGCAUAACCCAUGGGAUCAUAAUUGUACAGCAGACUUAUCCUGUCUACCCAUACAUAUCAGAGAGAGGUAUGUAGAGUAUACAACAAGCACACACCAAUCACACGCACACGAUAAAUAUAAGCCGGAGUUAAACCUGAGCACUUCUCAUGUUAACCAACAAAAUUCAAAAGAAUUCGUAAAUAAUCAUUCUAUCUACAGUAAUAUUAAUAAAUAACCCAACAUAACCUGA